AUGGCGGACAGAACCAUGGAGGCCUCUCUGAACAAGUUGGCGGACACGACGUCAGACUUGAAGGUCAAGACCGGCGUCGCGACAGAGAUCCGGGAUGGCAUCGAGCUCUACUGCUCUGGCUCGACGUAUGGCGUCUUCCUGGAGAAGUUUAUCCCGGUCUUCCUCAAGCUCCUAGAGGGGCCACCCGUCUUCGUGAGCACAUCGCCGGAGCAGCGCCUACGCAACUGCAUAUUAGAGAUCUUGCACAGGUUACCAAUGAGCCCUACCGAAGCGCUAGAACCCUACGCCCCUCAAAUCGUUGAUCGACUCAUGGUAUUGGCGAAGAUCGAAAACGAGGACAAUGCGGCGUUGUGUAUGAAGACGAUCAUGGACUUCGAGAGACACCAGACCAAGGCGCUGCAGGACCGGGUACAGCCAUUCUUGGACCUCAUUGCUGAGAUGUUUGAGAAUAUGGAUGCUGCUGUCCGGGACACGUUCGAUAGCCCUUCUGGAAAUCCUGCGUCGCAAGCGAUCCCGUCUACGCCCAGUAAUUCGCAAUUCUCGCAAUCACCGCGCCCGGGCUCCCCUGGCUCCGGCGGGUCGUCAGGUGGUCCAGACUUGGGAGGGGAACAGCAGCAGACGAGACAUCUGCUGAAGGGCAUGCAGUCAUUCAAGGUGCUGGCGGAAUGCCCCAUCAUUGUGGUGUCGCUCUUCCAGGCGUACAGGAAUUGCGUCCACAAGAAUGUGAAGCGGUUCGUGCCACUGAUCAAGAACGUCCUGCUUCUUCAGGCACCGCCGCAAGAAAGGGCGCACACUGAGGCGAAGGCGAGAGGAGACAUUUUCACGGGCGUGAGCAAGGAGAUCAAGAAUCGGGCUGCGUUUGGAGAGUUCAUCACUGCCCAGGUCAAGACGAUGAGCUUUUUGGCAUAUCUACUACGUGUGUAUGCACAGCAGCUUACGGAUUUUCUUCCUACGUUACCGGACAUCGUGGUCCGCUUAUUACAGGACUGUCCGAGGGAGAAGUCUGGUGCCAGGAAAGAACUUCUUGUCGCCAUCCGCCACAUCAUCAACUUCAACUUCCGGAAAAUCUUCCUGAAAAAGAUCGAUGAGCUGCUUGACGAGAGGACCUUGAUCGGCGAUGGUCUGACAGUGUACGAGACGAUGCGGCCAUUGGCGUAUAGCAUGCUCGCAGAUCUCAUCCACCAUCUGAGGGAAUCGUUAUCACAGGAGCAGAUCAGGCGGACGAUCGAGGUCUACACUAAGAACCUGCACGACAGCUUUCCCGGCACCAGUUUCCAAACUAUGAGCGCGAAGCUGUUGUUGAACAUGGCCGAGUGCAUUGCUAAGUUGGAGCCUAAGCACGAAGCCCGUUACUACUUGGUGAUGAUUCUCAACGCCAUCGGUGACAAGUUUGCCGCGAUGAACCGCCAGUUCGACAACGCAGUAAAGAUUUCUAAUCAGUUCUCUAGUCCGACCAUAGAAGCCACCCCGGAAAACUACCUGGCUGAGAAGGACAGUCCGCCGGAUUGGGACGAGAUCGACAUUUUCAACGCAACUCCGAUAAAGACGUCGAAUCCUCGCGAGCGGGCUUCCGAUCCAAUUGCGGACAACAAGUUCUUGUUUAAGAACCUGUUGCAUGGGUUGAAGAACCUUUUCUAUCAGCUUAGGGUCUGCAACCCGCCCAAGAUAAAGGAUGAGAUCGAUCCGAGCGUGUCGACACCAGCAAAUUGGAAUGAGGUGUCAUUUGGCUACAACGCCGAGGAGGUCGAAGUCCUCAUCAAAUUGUUCCGUGAAGGCGCCCAAGUUUUCCGUUAUUACGGUGUGGAAAAAACCCCUGGCGAGAAGGAGAGCCUAUCACCCGGCGAACUCCUUGCUAACCAGCACAUGAUGUCGAGCGGGAAGGAGGAGAAGGAGCUCCUGGAAGCUUUCGCCACCGUUUUCCAUCACAUCGACCCGGCCACGUUCCACGAAGUGUUUGAAUCAGAGAUACCCCACCUUUACGAGAUGAUGUUCGAACAUAAUGCUCUACUACACGUCCCUCAGUUCCUUCUGGCCAGCGAGGCCACUUCUCCGAGUUUCGCUGGCAUGCUCCUUCAGUUCUUGAUGGGCAAGAUUGACGAAGUUGGUACAGCCGACGUCAAGAAGUCGUCGAUCCUACUCCGCCUCUUUAAGCUCUCCUUCAUGGCCGUCACCCUUUUCUCGCAACAGAAUGAACAGGUUCUGCUCCCGCACGUUACCAAAAUUGUCACCAGGUCAAUAGAGCUGUCGACCACGGCAGAAGAACCGAUGAAUUACUUCCUUCUCCUCCGAUCGCUGUUCAGGAGUAUCGGCGGUGGUCGGUUCGAGCAUCUUUACAAAGAGAUACUUCCCCUUUUGGAGAUGCUCUUAGAAGUGCUCAACAACCUGCUCAUCGCUGCGCGGAAGCCUUCCGAGCGGGACCUGUUCGUGGAGUUGUCCCUGACCGUGCCUGCUCGUCUAAGUAACCUGCUCCCACAUUUGAGCUACCUCAUGCGGCCCUUGGUGGUCGCUCUGAGAGCAGGCUCGGAUUUGGUAGGCCAAGGUCUCCGUACACUGGAGCUUUGCGUUGAUAACCUGACUGCGGACUACCUGGACCCCAUCAUGGCGCCCGUCAUCGACGAGCUUAUGCAGGGUCUUUGGGAACAUCUCAAGCCAACUCCAUACAGCCACUUCCAUGCACACACCACUAUGCGGAUUCUAGGUAAGCUUGGUGGACGGAACAGGAAAUUCAUCAAUGGACCUCCGCCACUCGAAUACAAGCCCUACGCCGACGACGAACCAAGCAUCGACAUCCGUCUCAUCGGGUCUCUGAAGGACCGCGCCUUUCCAACGUCUGUUGGCAUCGAAAAUGCUAUUGGAAAGCUAUGGGAGACCCCCAAAACUCCGGCUGCGAAAAAGUCAGAUUAUUUCCAUAAGCAGCAGGCUUUCAAGUUCAUCACCUCGCAAGUCAAACUGCUUUUGGGUGCGGACAGCCUGCCCGAAGAUUUUGCCCAACUUGUCCGCCUGCAGGCUGAUGACCUGAGCAAUGGUACUCACGACCGUGGUUCUGAUAUUCUAGAGGCGUCCGAGAGGGACAAGUCGAACACGAAGAAGGAUGCGCAACAAGAUACUUUACGGAAACUGCUCAAGGCGGUGAUGUACUGCAACUCAAUUCCUGAGCUUAAAGGGGAGGCUACGACAUUCAUGGCUCACGUAUGUCGACACUUCGCCCUUCUGGAAGUUGGAACUGCUCUCGCGACUAUCAAGCAUCGCAAGAAGCCCUUCGACGUCAAUGCUGGUGAAGGGCCGGUAGUAAUCGAGAGUCGAGUGAUUCUGGAGGCAAUCUCAGAUUCGCUGGCAGCAGAUCACGUCGAAGUGAAGGAGGCGGCUGAAGAAGCGCUCAAGACGCUGCACCAGGCGACAGUCACCAUUUUCGGCGACCCGAACAAGGCGGAGAAACUCACGCUUUUCAAGCACUUGGCUGACAUCUUCUGUCACAAUUGCCACCAAGAGGACUGGUUCGUGAAGCAUGGCGGCACUCUCGGCAUCGACAUUCUUACGACAAAGCUCGGUCUCACCGACGCGUGGAUCAAUGAGGGUGGACGACUCAACCAUUUCUCCCGAGCCUUGGUGUACGUCAUGCAAGACAUGCCUCUCGACCUGACGAGCUCGACGCGCCUCAAUGCCCAAACUACGCUCGAGAAACUGCUGCGCCGGUGCAGCGGCUUGUGGUCGAAGGAUGAUCUCAAAUCACCCGCUAACUCGGACAACAAGCUCCUCAGCUUGUGUGGCUUCCUCGUGACUAUGCUCUCGCAUUCCAACAAACAUGUGCGGAAAGCGGCCCAGGACAACCUGAAGAUCAUCGCAGAGUCGACUCACGCCGAAGUCCAUGAGCUCGUCCUUCCCGUCAGCAAGCGGCUUCUGGAUCCAAUUUUCAACAAGCCACUACGCGCAUUGCCCUUCAGCAUUCAGAUUGGUUACAUCGACGCGGUGACCUUCUGCUUGAAGUUGGGCCAUGGCGUUUUGACGUUCAAUGAGCUGUUGACGCGCCUUCUCACGGAGGCUCUUGCGCUCGCCGAUGCCGAAGACGAAGGUCUCACGGCAAAGCCGUACGAGCAGAGGAAUGCAGAGGCUAUUGUCAACCUGCGUGUCGCUUGCAUCCGAUUGCUUUCCACGGCGCAGACCUUCCCUGAAUUCUCAUCCAAUCCGCCAAACCAGACCUUCCUCCGCGUUAUCGCCGUCUUCUUCAAGGCGUUGUACUCCAAGUCCCCACAGGUUGUCGAUGCCGCGAACGCAGGCCUUCAAGGGGUUCUUCAUACCACCAACAAGCUACCGAAAGACGUUUUGCAGAGCGGUCUGCGACCCAUUCUGGUCAACCUUCAGGAUCCCAAGAAGCUCACGGUCGAGGGUCUCGACGGACUUGCUAGACUUCUCAAAUUGCUCACCAAUUAUUUCAAGGUCGAGAUCGGCUCUCGUCUCUUAGACCACAUGAAGGUGAUCGCGGAUCAACGCGUCCUCCAAGCCGUGUCUUUUGGUUUGAUUGAGCAACAUAAGGCGAUGAAGACGGUUACCGCAAUCCUCAACGUCUUCCACUUGCUUCCGGCAGCCGCCGUCAACUUCCUGGGCCAACUUGUUCAGAAGGUCAUGGAGCUCGAGGGCUCCCUGCGCAGGACGCACUACAGCCCGUUCCGCAAGCCGCUGAUCAAGUAUGUGAACCAUUAUCCGAAGGAGGCUUGGACCGAUUUUGCACCUCGCAUUAGAGAUCAUGCUAGCGGUCGCUUCUUCGCUCAGAUCAUGGCAGACCCCGCAAGUGGCCCUCUGCGAGAGGUCCUCGUCAACGACACUGAGGGGUUCAUCAACGCCUUCGUGAUUGACGACGACCAAAAGAAGUGGCCUGCAGCCAUCAACGCAAUUCACGUGGUGGAAUCGGUGUGCAAGUAUCCCGAGACCAGCACUUGGCUCGUCAACCAGCCAAACCUGCGCAAGGCGCUCAUCGAGGCUGGAAAAUCACUGGAGACUCGCCUUAGGCAGAACACGAUCGAGGCUAGCCUGCGUCUUGCAGUUGAUCAGGCUGGUGAGAGGCUCAUUGGUGUCUUUACCAACUAUCUCACCCAUGAGCCCGACAACCUCGACUUCUUUGUUGAGAUUAUUGACGCGGUCACGGCCGAGGAGCUCAAAGCUUCGCCGUCGCUGUUCCACUUCAUCUACACGACAAUGAUCUCAAACGAGUCGGUUGACUACUGGCGGUCUCUGAUCAUCCGCUGCAUCGAUCUCUACACCGGUCGCAACACCUCGCAGAAGACAAAGACGUUCGUCUUCCACAACGUCGUCAACCCAGUCUUCGCUAUGGAUGUGAUGCGGAACUGGGACAGCCUGUUUGGUGCAGCGAAGGGAACCCAGCUGAUGGACCGGAGCAUGACGGAAACAAUCCACAACCGCCUUUGGCGCGUGUACUCGAUGGAGCAGGUGGAAGAGACGGGCCAGCUUGGCGUGGACCACUCGAGGAUGGAGCUGUUGCAGAUGACUACGCUGCUUGUCAAGUAUCAUCACGGCCUUAUCCAGGACACUCGCAAGGACGUCAUCAAGUUCGGAUGGAACUACAUUCGUCUCGAGGAUAUCAUCAACAAGCACGCUGCCUACGUGCUAAUCGCGUAUUUCAUCGCCCAUUACGAAACACCGCCGAAGAUUGCUGUCCAGAUCUACUCUCAGCUACUCAGAGCCCAUCAAAACGAAGGCCGCCCGCUGGUCAUGCAAGCUCUUGAGGUUCUUGCACCUGUCUUGAAGAAGCGCAUCGGUGGCGGAGAGAACAAACAACCGCCAAUGUGGGCUAGGAUCCCGAAAAAGAUUCUGACCGAGGAGAGCUCGAACCUGCAGCAACUGAUCAGCAUCUUCAAUUUCCUUGUGCGCUACCCAGACCUAUUCUACGAGGCAAGGGAGCCGCUGUCGACAAUCAUUAUUCCCUCGCUUCCGAAGAUCGCCCAACCUCCCAGUUUGGGUAACGACCACAAGAAGAUUGCUCUGAAUCUCAUCAAUCUGCUGCGUCGAUGGGAAAGGAGAAGCUCAACUGAGUCGGGCUUUAAUUUCGACCAGCUCAGCAUCGGGACUAGAUCGCCAAAGAGACGCCACGAUGGCUCAAUGGUUGCCCCCGAUCCAUCGUCAAAGCAAUUCGUUGCGCCGCCGGCCUUGCGUCAAGCUCUGAUCAAGUACCUGGCUACGUUCAUAAUGUUGAUCCCAGAGCGCUAUCCCGUCCCUUCUACCAAGAUCCGUGAGAGUACGGCGGCACACAAUGCUCCACCUGCACAGUCUACGGAUGCUUGUGAGAUGGCCGUGGAGCUAUUGCAAGACCUGUUGUCUGCUUACUGGAACGAUUUGGACAUUGACAGCAUCCUUGCGAGGGUGGAGAACGUCAUCAUGACAGAACCAAAGCAGGAAGAAAAGCCUGAAGUUGCGACUACAAGGCUGAUCAAUGCGCUUCAAGUGCUCAAGGUCUUUGUCAACGUCAGGUCGGGCGACUGGAUUUUGGCGCACCUGCCACAGCUCCAGAAAGUGCUCGAGAAGCCUAUCCGUAACGAGAGCGCGGAGAUCCAGGACUGCCUUCACGCACUUAGCGAUGAAGACAGCCGGGUCAAGCUUAAGCCACUCAUGAAGCGUAUUCUUGAAGUCUUGCCUGAGCCUAGCACUGACGAAGAUGGCGCUACAACCGAAGAGACGCCCUCUACUGAAUUUGUGGCUUUCUGCAACCAAGUGGCCACGGAGACUCUAGGGAACAACAACAACAUUGCCGCUGUCAGCCUGCUUUGGACUCUCUGCCAGCAUCGGCCAGAGGACGUUGAUCCGCAGCAUAUUGUCCAGGUUGUGAAGGUUCUGAACACUAUGAGCAGGGAGCACUUGACGGCGGCCAGUCAAAACCAGGGUCCGAUGCACGGAAUGCGCUCUGAUGGCCAGAACCCAGCCCCGAUGGGGUCGUAUGAGCACGAAAUCCAAGUGGGCCUCAUCCUCAAGGCCAUCGACUUUUUGGCCGCCCGCAUGAGCCAGCUUGGAGACCAGAGACGCCCUUUUCUGACCUUCCUGGCAUCACUCGUUGAGCGUUCGCCGAGCACGGCUAUCUGCCAGAAGAUUGUAGAUCUCACCGACGGCUGGAUUUUUGACAGCAGUGAGCCUGUACCGACGUUGAAGGAGAAGACAGCCGUUCUGUCAAAGAUGCAGGCGUUCGAGUCGCGAACGGACAAGACACUCCUGACCAAGUUCCUUACCCUGGUGAUCCGCAUCUACGAGGACCCCAAGAUCACCAGAUCGGAGCUUACUGUGCGCAUGGAGCAUGCAUUCCUGAUUGGCACGAGGGCGGAGGACGUAGAAAUGCGUAACCGCUUCAUGACCAUUUUCGACCGCAGUCUUAGCAGAACGGCUAGCGCUCGUCUGAACUAUGUCAUUGCGGGUCAGAAUUGGGACAUCCUCGGUCGUUCUUUCUGGCUCAAUCAAGUCGUUCACCUUAUGUUUGGUUCGGUAGAGAUGAACAACAUGGCACAGCUCCACCCCGAGGACUUCAAGGUCAUGUCGGCUUCGACUCUCUUCGGUACCUACUCGAAAGAUCCACGCCUUGGCGAUGUCAUGGUGGAUGAUCAGCUGGAGAUAUACAUCUCAAACCAUCGCCAGUUUGUCAAUUCUUUCGGCGACGUCAAGAUUCGGGACCUCUUCGACCCACUCACUCAUCUUCAACACGUCGACUCCAAUCUUACACACGAUAUCUGGGUCCAUUUCUUCCCUCUCUGCUGGUCGGCGCUGGCCAAGGAUGACCAGGUCGAUCUUGAGAAGGGUCUCGUUGCUCUCCUCACAAAGGAUUACCACAUGCAAUCCAUUGACGAGCGGCCGAACUGUGUGCAGACGGUCCUCGAGGGUGUGGUCAAGGCAAGGCCCAGAGUCAAGUUCCCGCCGCAUGUCAUGAAAUACCUUGCGCAGACCUACAAUGCCUGGUACACGGCACUGUGCUACCUCGAAGACUACGCUAUUGACCCUAUCAUUGAUACUGCACAGGUUCGGGAGAGUAACUUGGACGCUCUGCUGGAAAUUUACGCGCAGCUCGAGGAACACGACCUGUUCUACGGCACUUGGAGGAGACGCUGCCAGUAUGUCGAGACGAACGCCGCUCUGUCCUACGAGCAGAACGGCAUGUGGGACAAUGCCCAGAAGUUGUACGAGACUGCUCAAAUCAAGGCUCGUACCGGUGCUUUGCCGUUUUCACAGGGCGAGUACAUGCUUUGGGAAGACCACUGGGUUGUUUGCGCGCAGAAACUGCAGCAAUGGGAGAUCCUGAGCGACUUUGCAAAGCAUGAGAACUUCUCGGAUCUCUAUCUUGAAUCCAUGUGGCGGAUUUUCGAUGCAUGGCAGAACAACGAGCAACGCGAGCAGCUCGAAUCAAGCAUCAAGGCCGUGUCGGAUGCGCCCACGCCUCGACGAAUCUUCUUCCAGGCAUUCUUGUCCCUUCUCAAGCUGCACAGUACCCAAGAAACCAACCAAGACUUCAACAAAGUCGUUGACGACGCGAUUCAGCUAUCCAUCCGGAAGUGGCACCAGCUGCCCAAGAGAACGACGAACGCGCACAUUCCGCUGCUUCAGAACUUCCAGCAGUUGGUCGAGCUUCACGAUGCGAGCGUCAUCUGCUCCAGCUUGGCUGCUACGAAUCAGCAGAACUUGGACCACAAGUCGCAGGAGCUCAAGCUUCUGCUCAGCACGUGGCGCGACCGUCUGCCCAAUUUCUGGGACGACAUCAACGCCUGGCAGGACCUCGUCACUUGGCGGCAGCACAUAUUCCACCUCAUCAAUGGCAAGUAUCUGCAGCUGUUGCCCCAGCAGCAAGGUAACGCCAGCGGCAACUCAUACGCUUACCGUGGCUACCACGAGACGGCUUGGAUCAUCAACAGGUUCGCACACGUGGCUCGCAAGCACAGUCUUCCCGACGUCUGCAUCAACCAGCUCAGCCGGAUCUACACGCUACCCAACAUUGAAAUCCAGGAAGCCUUCCUCAAGCUCCGUGAGCAGGCCAAAUGUCACUACCAGAAUAAGCAGGAGCUCAACAGUGGUCUGGAUGUCAUCAACAAUACCAACCUCAACUACUUCGGCGCGCAGCAGAAGGCGGAAUUCUACACACUCAAGGGCAUGUUCCUCGCCAAGCUUGGCCAGACGAACGAAGCCAAUGAUGCAUUCGGCAGCGCACUGUACUUCGACAUCAAGUUGCCCAAGGCAUGGAAGGAGUGGGGUCGUUACAACGACAACCUGUUCAAGCAGACCCCGCAAAUCCUGGACAAGGCUUCGGCGGCUAUCAGUUGCUAUCUCGAGGCUGCAAGCCAGUACAAAAACCACAAGUCACGCGAGUUGCUCGGCCGCAUCCUGUGGCUGCUCAGCUUGGACGGCCCAGAGCGUUCGUUGGCGAAGACGUUUGAAAAUUUCAAGGGCGAUACGCCUUCCUGGUACUGGAUCACGUACAUCCCGCAGCUGUUUGUCGGUCUUUCGCGGCCCGAGGCCCCGAUCUGCAGACAGGUGCUUGGGAAGUUGGCAAAGACUUACCCGCAAGCGCUGUUCUUCCAGCUACGCACUAGCAGGGAGGACUUCCAUCAGAUUCGCAAGCAACAGGAGGCGAAGGAAGCGAGAGAGAAGGCAAUAUUGGACAAGAAGAAGCAGGCACAGCAGGCAGCUGGUGGUGCGCAGAGCCAGAACCAAGGCUCGGGCCAGAGCUCGGAGAAUAAGCAGGGCUCUCCAUCGAGGCCGGACACGUCCGGCGGCAAUGAGCAGAAGCCAGGUGCUUCUAGUGGCAACGAUAACAACGGCCAGGCUGCGAAUGGGCAGAAGACGGAGAAUGGACAGGACACGGAACAACCACCGCAGCUGAAGAAGCCGUGGGAUUAUGUGGAGGAGGUCAUGGCUGCGCUUAAGACGGCCUUCCCCCUUCUUGCACUAUCCAUGGAAACGAUGAGCGACGGCAUUGCCAAGCACUUCAAGUGUCCUCCCGACGAGGACGCGUACCGACUCAUCGUCGCUUUACUGAAUGAUGGUCUCAGCUACAUUGGACGUCAGCCCGCUCUGUACCAGGAAACCAAGCUCCCUAGCUCGACCGAAGCCAACAUCACGCGUUUCGCCGAGUCUGUUCUGCCGCCGCACAUCCGCAGAUCUUUCGAGGCCGACUUCGUGGCGAAGAAGCCUACGAUGUACGAGUACAUCCAGAAACUGCGCAAGUGGAGAAACCGCUUCGAGGAGAGGUUGGAUCGCCGCAGGCUGACACACCACCUCGAGUCGUACACUACUCACCUGAGCGAUUUCAAGUAUCAGAAGUUCGAUGAGAUUGAAGUACCCGGGCAGUACCUGCUGCACCGCGACAAGAAUCAGGAUUUCGUCCGCAUCGAGAGGUUCUUGCCCGACAUUGACCUGGUCAGGACCGUGGGCUUAUGCCAUCGCCGUCUCAAGAUUCGUGGCCACGACGGCAGCACGCAUCCUUUCGCGAUUCAGCACCCAGCUGCACGGAACUGCAGGCGUGAGGAGCGCAUCUUGCAGCUGUUCCGCAUCUUCAACACCACGCUGUCCAAACGCAAGGAGAGCAGGCGCCGUAAUCUGCAGUUCACGCUUCCGUUGAUGGUGCCGCUCUCGCCCGGGGUGAGAAUGGUGCAAGAUGACUCGUCGUACAUCAGUUUGCAGGGCAUUUACGAGGACUACUGCCGCCGCAACGGCAUCAACAAGGAUGAUCCGAUACUGUUCGCGAUCGAGAAGCUCCGCAGCCUCGGGCCGCAACUGUUGUCGGCGCAGCCACCACAGGGACAUCCUAACGCAGAUGUCGUCCGCCAGCGCAACAUCGAGCAAAGCACGGCCAUCCGACUCGAGGUCUUCGCGGCCAUCCAAGAAAAGUACGUGCCGCCAACGGCUGUGCUCGAGUACUUCAAUGCCAUCUACCCGUCGUUUGCCGACUUGUGGCUGUUCCGCCGGCAGUUUUCGUACCAGCUGGCGGCGCUGACGUUCAUCACGUACAUCAUGCAUAUGAACACGCGCUACCCGCACAAGAUGAACAUUUCGCGGCGCACGGGCAACAUCUGGGGCUCGGAGUUGGUGCCGUCGAUGGCGGGCGGCAAGCCCUUGUUCCACAACCCGGAGCCGGUGCCGUUCCGGCUGACGCCGAACCUGCAGACGAUGAUGGGGCCGCUCGCGACCGAGGGCGUCUUCGCGCCGGCGCUGAUGGCCAUCGCGCGCUGCGUGGUGGAGCCCGACGGCGAGCUGGAGAUGCAGCUGAGCAUCUUCGUGCGCGACGAGAUGGUGCACUGGCACACGCAGCAGCACCGGCAGCACGUGCAGGACGGGCAGCUGCGCGAAAGCGUCGAGCACAACUCGGGCCAGAUCGUCAAGAGGGCCAAGAGCCUGGCCGAGGUGCCCAGCAGCAACAACUUGCCGGCGAACCAGACGGUCGUGGAUCUCGUCAGCGUUGCGGUCAAUCCUAGCAAGCUGUGCAUGACGGAUCCGCUUUGGAUGCCGUAUUUGUAG
Diplodia corticola is the source of this 11493-nucleotide messenger RNA. Its product is annotated as histone acetylase complex subunit paf400. The transcript has 3 exons. The record is from RefSeq and is a predicted model, not a curated record. Gene Ontology annotation, cellular component: NuA4 histone acetyltransferase complex; nucleus; SAGA complex. Lineage: Eukaryota; Fungi; Ascomycota; Dothideomycetes; Botryosphaeriales; Botryosphaeriaceae. Gene Ontology annotation, molecular function: protein binding; transcription coregulator activity. Bases 1 to 11493 code for a protein of 3830 amino acids. Gene Ontology annotation, biological process: DNA repair; regulation of DNA-templated transcription.